CAUCAACACAGGACUUUUGAGUUUUGACACAUUGAAAGUUGUAAACUAGGCGAAUCAGAACCCAACACUGUAUUCACUUUCAGAUUCUUAAGAGAAGAAAGAGUGCGAUAAUAAUUUGAAUAAUUUAAUGCUCCAUUCUUUCCAAAUCAGUUAUUUGAGUCUUCAAUUUCAAACAUAAAUCAAGGCCAAAAGUUUCCCAACACAUCACAAAACCAAUACAAACCUAAGAUUUUCGACAUGGCUGAGAAACAGCUCAUCGUUGCCGUCGAAAGUACUGCUGCGUUGGGACCCUAUUGGGAUGCCAUUCUAAUGGAUUAUCUCGAGAAGAUUAUCAGGUGUUUUGGUGGAAAUGACUCAACUGGACAGAAGCCUUCUGCUUCCAAUGUGGAGUUUGCUCUCGUCACCUUUAAUACUCAUGGAUGUUAUUCUGGUUGGCUUGUGCAACGAACUGGUUGGACUAGAGACCCAGAUGUUUUCUUCCUGUGGCUAUCAUCUAUACCCUUCAAUGGUGGUGGUUUUAAUGAUGCAGCAAUUGCUGAAGGGCUUUCUGAAGCUCUGAUGAUGUUCCCAAAUUCUCAAAGCGGAGGCCCUAAUCAGCAGAGUGUGGACAUGCAUAAGCAUUGUAUCCUUGUUGCAGCAAGUAAUCCCUAUCCGUUGCAGACACCAGUUUAUGUUCCGCGACAACAGAACCUAGAGCAGACUGAAACCAUUGACUCAGACCCAGGGAGCCGGUUAUAUGAUUCUGAAGCUGUAGCUAAAGCAUUUCCUCAGUUUUCUAUUUCUCUGUCAGUCAUCUGCCCAAAACAACUUCCCAAAAUUAAAGCCAUCUACAAUGCGGGAAAACGAAAUAGUAGAGCAGCUGAUCCACCAGUUGAAGCUAAAAACCCUCAUUUUCUUAUUUUAAUAUCAGAAGGUUUCAAGGAAGCCCGGAGUACUUUGAGUCGCUCGGGGAUAACAAGUUUGCCUUCAAAUCAAAGUCCUGUUAAAGUAGAUUCUGUUUCUGUCACACCAGUUACAGGGGCACCCCCAACUUCUAUGCCAUCAGUUAAUGGAUCUAUUGCAAACCGGCAACCAGUUUCUGCUGGGAAUGUGGCUCCUGCUACUGUAAAAGUGGAGCCAGUUCCUGUAACAUCUAUGGUAUCUGGACCUGCUUUUCCUCAUAAUUCAUCAGUUCCUCGUGCUACUAGUACUAGCCAAGGAGUUCCGAGCUUGCAGACGUCUUCUCCAUCUUCUGUUUCUCAAGAUAUUAUAUCAAAUAAUGAAAAUGCUCAGGAUACAAAGCCUACAGUGUCAAUGCUGCAGCCGCUUCGACCAGUGAAUCCCGCGCAAGCAAAUGUGAACAUUUUGAACAAUCUCUCUCAAGCACGGCAGGUGAUGAACUCUGCUGCCUUAAGUGGUGGAACCUCCAUGGGACUUCCGACAAUGGGUCAGACUCCUGUUGCCAUGCACAUGUCAAACAUGAUAUCUAAUGGGAUGACAUCUUCUGUACCUGCGGCUCAAAAUGUAUUUUCAUCUGGACAGUCAGGAAUAACAUCAAUUACUAGUUCUGGACCUCUUACUGUUCCUGCACAGGUUGGACAAAAUUCAGGUCUUGGUUCGUUAACUUCAAACACUUCUAAUUUGUCAUCAAGUUCAAACAUCGGGAUUACACAAUCUUUGGGUAAUCUUCAAGGGCCUGUUAGUAUGGGACAACAGGUGUCUGGUAUGAGCCAAGGAAACAUUUCUGGGGCCCAAAUGGUUCAAGGUGGAGUUAGCAUGAACCAAAAUGUAAUGAGUGGUCUUGGUCCAUCAGUUGUCUCUUCUGGGACUGGCACGAUGAUUCCUACUCCAGGAAUGUCUCAACAAGGACAAUCAAGCAUGCAGCCACUUGUGAACAAUGCUGCAGCUAAUAUGCCCUUGUCACAACAGACAUCAGGUGGUAUGCAAUCAGCACAAUCCAAAUAUCUCAAGGUCUGGGAGGGAAGCUUGUCUGGGCAAAGACAAGGGCAGCCAGUAUUUAUCACCAAACUUGAAGGUUACAGGAAUUCUUCUGCCUCUGAAACACUUGCAGCAAACUGGCCCAAUGUAAUGCAAAUAGUUCGGCUUAUAUCUCAGGACCACAUGAAUAACAAACAAUAUGUAGGAAAGGCAGAUUUUCUAGUUUUUCGGGCAAUGAACCCGCAUGGAUUUCUUGGUCAGCUGCAGGAAAAGAAGCUGUGUGCAGUUAUUCAAUUACCAUCACAGACGUUGCUACUAUCUGUUUCUGACAAAGCCUUCCGCUUGAUUGGGAUGCUUUUUCCUGGGGAUAUGGUUGUGUUUAAGCCACAAUUGUCCAGUCAGCAGCAGCAACAAAUGCAACAGCACCAGCAGAUGCAAUCACAACAGCAGCAUCUGCCACAGUUGCAACAACAGCAGCAGAUUCCUCACAUGCAGCAACAACAGCUUCCUCAGCUCCAACAACAACAGCAGCAACUUCCUCAGCUACAACAGCAGCAACAGCUUCAGCAGCAGCAGCAGCAACAACAACAACAGCAGCAGCAGCUUUCCCAGAUGCAACACCAACAGCAGCUUCCACAAAUGCAGCAACAGCAGCAGUUGCCUCAGCUUCAACAACAACAACUCCCUCAACUACAGCAACAGCAGCAGCUUCCACAAUUGCAGCAACUGCAACCUCAGCAGCAACAGAUGGUUGGGGCUGGAAUGAGUCAAGCCUAUGUUCAAGGCCCUGCAAGGUCACAGUUGGUUUCUCAGGGACAAGUUUCAUCACAAGGAGCAACGAACAUUGGUGGAGGGGGCUUCAUGAGUUAGCUCAAUUUUUCAUAGGUCACCCCACAACUAAUGCAGGAUCUGUUGUUUAUAAUGUUCUGGCAUCUGUAUAAUAUUCUAGCAUCUAGUUGCAAGGAUUCAACUCAUAAUUGUCACUCAUUGUAGGUCCUAAUCACCACAACGGUAGUGUGCCCAUUUGAUUUCUUCAGCUAUUUAGCCUAAAAACUUGGGCUAAAUAAUCGAGAGCAUGUUGGAAAGUUAGUUUCAACGUGUUGAUUAUGAAGUUGGGCAGAAUUGAUUAUAAUAAAAAAUGUUUUUAAACUGUAGAUCGUAACUGAGAUGUGUAGGAUCGAUUGUGUAGAAACGAGCACCAAAGUUGUGUUGAAUUGGAUAAGUUAUUCAAGAGGACUUGAGCAUGUUCCUAUUAUGACAAGUAAUUUUUAUUCUUUAGAUAUAU
Cajanus cajan (pigeon pea) is the source of this 3202-nucleotide messenger RNA. RefSeq names its product phytochrome and flowering time regulatory protein (PFT1) (gene PFT1). NCBI's taxonomy places the organism in Eukaryota, Viridiplantae, Streptophyta, Magnoliopsida, Fabales, Fabaceae. Gene Ontology annotation, cellular component: mediator complex; transcription regulator complex. The record is from RefSeq and is a predicted model, not a curated record. Gene Ontology annotation, biological process: positive regulation of transcription by RNA polymerase II.